Molecule: messenger RNA, 558 nt
Organism: Necator americanus (New World hookworm)
Lineage: Eukaryota; Metazoa; Nematoda; Chromadorea; Rhabditida; Ancylostomatidae
Exons: 2
Coding region: 1-558 (185 amino acids)
Source: RefSeq, a predicted model, not a curated record
AUGGAAAACGACUUGAAGGAAGAACUGAAUAGAAGAAUGAGAGCAGCAUGGGCAACAUUCGCAGCCCUCAGAGAAGCUACGGACCAACUGACGGACCGUGAUCUUCGUGCACAUCUGUUCGACUCGACAGUUCUUCCAGCGCUCUGUUACGCAGCGGAGAUAGCCCUUGAGAGAUGUCUUCUGAAGUUUAACCUGUGCACACAACACCUGGCCGGUCUUCGCAGCUCCGAUUUAAGAGGAAUGUCCCGUCUUCGCGACCCAGCGGAAUAUGUAUCGGAAGCAAAACAGAGAUGGGCCGGUCACAUCAUGAGAAGAAUCGACGAUAGAUGGUCUAAAAGAACGCUAGAGUGGAUCCCAAGAGAUGCUAAACGCCCUCGAUGGAGACCGCCAACGAAAUGGGGUGACGUGUUCGCAACACGGAUGGACCAGCUGAGAGCUGAGCUGGAUACGGUUCAAGGAGCCCGUCAAUGUCAAUCACGAAACUUGAGAACAUCUUGGAUGACAAUGGCGAGGGAACGAAACGAGUGGAAGAGAUGCUGGGGCCCGCACGUCCAGUGA